Messenger RNA from Symbiodinium necroappetens, 1341 nucleotides. The record is from the annotation of a GenBank genome assembly. Lineage: Eukaryota; Dinophyceae; Suessiales; Symbiodiniaceae.
AUGGAAGCUGGAUUGAGCUCAGCCGGCUGUGCCGUAACCCUCUGCAUUGUUGUGGUCAGCAGUGCAUGUUGGUGGCUUCGUGAUACGAUGGUGCUGGCUGUCGCGAUGACGCUGCUGAGGAUGCUGUGCUGCAAAGGCCGUCGUGCCAGAGGACAGCUGACGGGUCUUGUUUUCCCCAUUUGUGUGGAAGACUUGACGUCACCCUCUGGAGCGGCUCUGCUCACCAAAAUACUUCAGCACGGACAGCACCUGCCACAUGACGUGGUUGUGACAUCUGUGCGAAACCUGCAGAAGAACGUUCGCGAUGGGGUCAAGGGCGACAAGGCUGUUCUGGAAGUCACCUAUUCUGCGAACGUCGACCUGCCAACCCACUUUUUCUUAAAGUGCAAUCUGCAAAGACUUGGUGCCAUGCGGCUGCUGGUCGCGACAUCCGACGUGUGCAUGUGCGAAGCACUUUUCUAUCAUUACUUAGCGCCCGAGACCAAAGAUUGUCUCCGAACUCCCAAGUGCUACUUCGUUGACUUCAACUCCACCACAGGUGAGUUCUGCCUGCUGACGGAGGUCUUAGACUUUGGAGGGAAGCUUCUCCCUCUGAAGCAUCGAAUUCGGGAUGCAGCAACAAUGGAGGAGCAGCUCCUGUUCAUAGAGACGGGUGCGAGACUGCAUGCACGCUCUUGGUCCUGGAUCGACAGCUGCAAUGCUGCGCUGAAACAGAUUCCCCAUUUUCACGACACACACCGCCAGAUGUGGCUCCUUUGCAUGGCCAGUGGUUGCAUGGGCCUGAAGUACACUGUGCGGAAGACGGUGAAGGGCAAGCGCCUAAACCCCGAGUGGAUGACGUGGAGCUGCCCCACCGACUUGGUUGGAAAGGAGUGGCAGCUGAUCUGGGACAUGGCUGACAUCCUCACAAGCCUAUCGCUUGAAAAGGACAUGGCAGCGUUUGGCCACAACGAUCUCACCACCGACAAUGCAUUCUACUGGCAGGAGGAUGGAGGUAAACGACUGUCAGUGGGGUUGUUCGAUUGGCAGCAAAGCUGUAUGAACAACAUUGGUCAAGAGUGGGCUUGGAACUGGCAUUUUUUGGAGCCGGAAUUCCUUGACAAGAACGAGGAAGCCAUGAUCACGGCCUUGCUCUCGGCCUACUCCAAGCUGGGUCGAUCCAUCUCGCGCAAGAAAUUCUUGAGGGCCUACACCCUGGGGACUAUUCAGAUGUUUGUCUUCGGGGGCGGUGGCCUUCAGCUGCUCAUGAAAGACUUGGAGGCAAAGGGGAUCUUCCAGACGCUCGUUCCCAACGAUCCCCGCAGUGGCCCCGAUGGCCCUGGAUCCGAGGAUCAGCUCUGA